UUCCUAUGUUUUUUGACUCCCAUUUUGAUUUCUCUUGGCAUAUCAUAUAUGCUAGCUAGCUAGUGCAACCACCUCCUCUUUCUCUUCCUAUUACCAUAAUUAUAUCUCUUUUUUCUCCUUUGCAGCUUUUCUGAUUAUCAUAUAUCAUAUAGCAUAUAUAGAUAUCAUGGGAGAUUCAUCUUCUGCUUCUUACAUACACAUGGUUCAGCACCUGAUAGAGAAGUGUCUGAUCUUCCACAUGACUAAAGAAGAGUGCAUGGAAGCCCUUUUUAAACAUGCAAACAUCAAACAUGUCAUCACCUCCACUGUGUGGAAUGAAUUAGAGAAAGAAAACAAGGAAUUCUUCGAGGCUUAUGCACAAUCACAAGGAAAAGGAGAUAGAAUUUCAGAGGAAGAGACAAACCAAAUGAUCCAAAAGAUUGUAUCGGAUUCUUCAAAAGAUUCCGACGACUAACAUGCCAUUUGGAAAACGAUCGAUAUCUUACCUUUGGGGUUCUGGUUUUGUUGUUGGCUACCUCAAAAAACUCCUUCAUCAAUGUUCCUCAGCAUCCAGCCAAACCCACAAAGGUUUUGUAGAGCUACACUCCUCUCUCUCUCUCUCUCUCUCUCUCUCUUCAUGUGGUCCCACUUUUACUUUCAACAUUAUUGUUAUUUUAUCACAACAAUACGGAAGUAGCACGGAAUCUCUUCAUUCGUCGACCCUACUUCAUAUCCUCCAAUAAUCGUCCGCCACAUCACCAACUACUCGCCUAUACGGCCGUGCCAUGUCACUUGUAAGAAUUUUUUAUUAUCCUAUAUUUCCCGACCAAAACUCUCAAAUGGUCGAAGAUGAUUGGUUGUUAUCUUAAUUAUCGUUUGUACAAAUCAUUUCUAUAUGAAUAAAUAUGUGGGUUUUCUUUUUCUUUA
Molecule: messenger RNA, 906 nt
Organism: Ziziphus jujuba (common jujube)
Lineage: Eukaryota; Viridiplantae; Streptophyta; Magnoliopsida; Rosales; Rhamnaceae
Exons: 3
Coding region: 167-454 (95 amino acids)
Source: RefSeq, a predicted model, not a curated record